Messenger RNA from Melitaea cinxia (Glanville fritillary), 1622 nucleotides. It is a transcript of the gene carmine, whose product is annotated as AP-3 complex subunit mu-1. The record is from RefSeq and is a predicted model, not a curated record. Gene Ontology annotation, cellular component: clathrin adaptor complex; cytoplasmic vesicle. The transcript is spliced from 10 exons. Lineage: Eukaryota; Metazoa; Arthropoda; Insecta; Lepidoptera; Nymphalidae. Gene Ontology annotation, biological process: endocytosis; intracellular protein transport. The coding region runs from base 64 to 1314 and encodes 416 amino acids.
CAAAUGAGUUAAGAAAUGUUGGAAUUUUAAUGUGUCAUAUAAUAAGAUUUACAACUAAUAAAAAUGAUCCAUAGUUUGUUUAUAAUCAACCCUUCUGGUGACGUUUUCCUAGAAAAACAUUGGAGGAGCGUAAUACCGCGAUCAGUAUGUGAUUAUUAUUUAGAGGCUCAAAGAGCUUCACCUAACGAUGUCCCACCAGUGCUUGCUGCCCCUCAUCAUUAUCUGAUAUCCAUUCAGCGAGGCGGGGUUGCCCUUGUAGCAGUCAGUAAACAAGAAGUUGCUCCACUUUUUGUCAUUGAGUUCUUGCAUAGAGUUGUAGAUACAUUCCAGGAUUACUUCUCAGACUGUACUGAGACGAUUAUAAAAGAAAAUUAUGUUGUUGUAUAUGAGUUACUGGAUGAAAUGUUAGACAAUGGUUUCCCACUAGCCACUGAGAGUAACAUUCUCAAAGAAUUAAUUAAGCCACCUAAUAUUUUGAGGACGAUUGCCAAUACAGUUACUGGAAAAUCAAAUGUCUCUUCAAUAUUGCCGUCUGGUCAACUCUCCAAUGUUCCGUGGAGACGGUCAGGUGUUAAAUAUGCUAAUAAUGAAGCAUACUUUGAUAUAAUUGAAGAAGUUGAUGCUAUUAUUGACAAAAGUGGAGCAACGGUUUCUGCUGAAAUACAGGGAUAUAUUGAUUGCUGUAUCAAGUUGAGUGGUAUGCCAGAUUUAACUCUUACAUUUGUGAACCCACGUUUGUUUGAUGAUGUUUCAUUCCAUCCUUGCGUCAGAUUUAAGCGUUGGGAGUCUGAAAGAAUAUUAUCUUUCAUUCCGCCUGAUGGAAACUUCCGUCUGAUGUCAUAUCAUAUUGGAUCACAGAGUGUUGUAGCAAUUCCAAUUUAUGUUCGGCACAAUCUUACUUUACGGAACAAUGGUGAUCAAGGAAGACUGGAUCUGACUGUUGGACCAAAGCAAACAAUGGGAAGGACUUUAGAAAAUGUAGCGUUAGAAAUUUGCAUGCCGAAAUGUGUUUUAAACUGUUCCCUAACGGCGAACCAAGGGAAGUAUUCAUACGAUCCCGUCAGUAAAGUAUUGCUCUGGGAUAUUGGACGUAUAGAUCUGCCUAAACUGCCCAAUAUAAGAGGAAGUGUGUCAGUAGCAUCAGGUGCAGACACAUCCGGUGCCAAUCCCAGUAUCAACGUUCACUUCACGAUACCUCAGCUAGCGGUGAGCGGGCUCAGAGUGAGUCGGCUUGACAUGUACGGCGCUAAAUAUAAACCCUUCAAGGGCGUCAAAUACGUCACUAAAGCCGGGAAGUUCCAUGUGCGAAUGUGAAAAUAAAUAAUUUAAUCGUUAUAUGCAAAUUAGGAAUGUUGUGGAGCUCUAACCGAAACCUCAGAUAUCCAAAUCAGUACCCGAAACCGAUAUAUAACUUUCGGAUAUUUUCGGGUGGUCUAAAAUUCAUUGAAACUUCGAUUCGAAACCACUAUAAUAUAAUUGAAAUAUCCGUUUCCGUAACCGUAUUCGAAACGUCAUAUCCAUAACAUCCCUGUUGCAAAUAUUGUUUAAGUUAAGAAAAUGUAUUCUGUUAAUUUUGUAUCUUUUCACUUAUUAAUAAAAUCACUACCUAUUUAGUAAAAUUU